ACGCGCCUAGCGUACCGACAUUUUACAUUCUUCUGUUAUAGCGAGCGUUAGUAUCGAAGGUGUCGAGUAUUUUUCAUUAUUACAAAGCUGGAAUGUAUAUUAAUCGAUGGCCUAAACACUGAUACAGCAACAAUGGAUCACGAUAAAAAUUUACAAGAGGAUGAACAGAUCAAUGUGAUUACACGAUCUGCAGCUAGGCAUCUUCGUCGUAAACGAUUAAACGAAGCAAGAAGAGCGAGAAAUCAAAUUUUGGAUGAAUUUAUUAAUGGAGUUGAUGAGAAGAUCAAUCAAGAAACAGAAAUUCAUACUGACAGUGAGAAAAAUAAAUUGACCAAAUCAAAGGCUCGUAGAUUACGUAAAAAGGAAAAGGCUAAAUUAUUGGAAUGUUGUUGUUGCGAUACAUCUGUAGUCUCAAAUAAUUUUCUACAUUUAGAACCUAACUGUUGUAUUAAAUCGAAUCAGAAUACAUUUGAUUCUCAUCUUAAUAAUGUGCAACAUUUUGAAGAUCUGUUUGCACAAUCAUUACUUUCUUUAGGAAAUCAUAAAAAAACAACAAUUGGAAAAAGUGAAGAUAAUAUCGAUUGUGAAUAUAAUUAUAACAAGCAAGAUAUAAACAGAUCACAGUCUUAUCUUACUAAACUUGUUAACUUUGAUUCAGAAGAUUUAUCUGACUCAUCACAAAUAGUUAUUUUCUCAGGAUUACCAAAAUCAAUAAAUAAGGAGGAACAAACUCAUUGUACGAAAAAUAGUUCGGGUAUAAAAAGGUCUUAUUUAGAGUCUUGUAAUAUUAAAGUAGUCCAAUCUUCGGAUACUUCUUUUCCAGUAUCUGAAAGUUCAUCGAGACCGAAUUAUUUGUUUAUGCCCAACUCAAUUUAUAAAGAUCAUCAAGAGGAAAAUAAGAAUAUAUCAUUGAAUGAUCAAACAUUAGAAAAUAUUGUUACAACAGAUACUUUUCCAUUAAAAUAUGCUGAAGAUGAUGAUUAUUCUUCUUUGGUGAUUCAAGAAAUAUCUGAAGAACCUUCAAAUAUUGACAAAAUAACACAAGAUUCUGUCGUACAAAAGGAAGAACCUUUGGAUGAGUCUAAAGAAUUAAUUUUAUCAGUAAACUCAACGUUAGAUACUUUAAUAUCUACAAAAAAUGAACAAUCCAAUACAAUAAUGGAUUCUAAGGGAAGCAGUACAGUUAAAACUAGAGAGGAGAUAAAGGCUGAGCGUGAAGCAAGAAAGGCAGCUAAAGCAGCUAAAAAAGAUAAGGGUAAAGUUGUAACUAAUACAUCCGACAAGCAGAAUAUUCCUGUUAAAGUAGAUAAUAUUUCUAAUGAUAAUGAAAAACAAAAAACAAAUAUAGUUACGAUGUCAGAAUCAAAUGAUAUGUCUGCAACAGAAAAUAAUGUAAACAAUACCACGACAGGAAGUACUGUUUGUAUUAAAUCUAGAGAUAAAAGCAAUGCUAAAUUACUGGAAAAAAGUAAUAAUGCUUCUAUGGUAAUCCAAAAUUCAUCUAAAGAAGCUUCAGAUAUUGAAAAAACUUCACAAGAUUCUGUCGUACAAAAGGAAGAACCUUUGAAAGAAUCUAAAGAAUUAAUUUUACCAGUAAGCUCAACGUCGGAUACUUCAGUUCCCACAAAGAACGAACAAUCCAAUAAAAUAAUGGAUUCUAAGGCAAGCGAUAUAGUUAAAACAAAAGAAGAAAUAAAGGCUGAACGUGAAGCAAGAAAAGCAGCUAAAGCUCUUAAAAAAGGCAAGGGAAAAGUUGUUGCUACUACAUCCGAGAAGCAGAAUAUUCCUGUUAAAGAAGAUAAUAUUUCUAAUGAUAAUGAAAAACAAAAAGCAAAUAUAGUUACGGUGUUAGAAUCAAAUGAUUCAUCUGCAGUUGAAAAUAAUUCAAACAUUAUAACGACAGAAGAUAGUACUACUAAUAUUAAAUCUGAAGGUAAAAGCAAGGCUGAAUUACGCGCUGAAAGAAGAGCUAAACAAGAAGCACAAAGAGCUGCUAAACAAGAGGCACAAAGAACUCCCAAACAAGAACAAGUUGGUGAAAAAGUAAAAGUUAAAAGUAAACCAAAUAUUGUUCAAUCAAAGGCAGUUGUAACAGCUACAGCGGAUCAUCCAGUAGAUGAUAUAACGAAUAAUAUUGUAAAGAAAACAACAAAAGAUGAUACGCAUCAAGUAAAUCUGUUUAAACAUUUGUAUCAUGAAAGAGAACAUGCUUUGCAUGAAGUUACUACAUCUAAUUAUAAUAUACAUCCAGCUAUACGAAAACUUGGUGUACAGUACGAGAAUAAAAUUAUUGUCGGUAGUAACGCCAGAUGUGUAGCGUUUUUGGUAGCUAUAAAACAGCUUAUAGGAGAUUUUGAGAGACCAUUGAAAACUGAUUUUAGUAGAGGCCUUGAAACAAAAUUGAAACAAUCUGUUUCUUAUUUGCACGCCUGUAGGCCAUUAGCUGUUUCAAUGCAAAAUGCAUUGCGUCAUUUAAAAUGGCAAAUGACUCAAUUAGAUUCUACGUCUACCGAUACAGAUGUAAAUAUUUCUUAUUAA
Molecule: messenger RNA, 2538 nt
Organism: Polistes dominula (European paper wasp)
Lineage: Eukaryota; Metazoa; Arthropoda; Insecta; Hymenoptera; Vespidae
Gene: eIF2Bdelta
Product: eukaryotic translation initiation factor 2B subunit delta
Source: RefSeq, a predicted model, not a curated record